GUUCUCUCUCGCCUUUUUUGUUCUUUAUUUUUAGCACGAGUCCUAUACCGAUCGCAUUCGUCUGCUGACCAACCAACUACUGCCUCAUCUUUGUUCUUCCCUCACCCUUGACGAUACUCAAACUAAUCAUCAUCGCGACGACGCUCACCACGACGACGAACAAGACGCUUCCUCCAUGUUACAAAGUAUUGCGGAAGAAAUGCAUUUCAGUUGGCGUGGAAAAAAUAAUAAAUCCAUGCACGACCGACCACCUUCCCUGAUCAACGACUCCAAAACAUCCUAUGAGAUCUCGCUUCCCACCACACCCGUCUCCUGCUCCGCCUCGGCUGACGGUGUCCUAUUCCCACCCGAUACACCAAAACAAUCUUCCAUUUUCGCCGCCAUGUUCCAUAAACGUCCCUCGCAUAAAACCGCCAAACAUCCAUCGUCGCUUGAUCCAAAAUCGUUUUCUCCCAAAUCGUCUCGCAGUACACCCAUCAUGUCCAUUCAUCCUCCUACUUUAUCAUGGCGUCAGGGCAAUAAAAAGAAGAACCGACAUUCGACCGAUCUUGCAGAAGAGCCCUCCCUUUUACUCCCACCUGAAUUGCCCUUACCCGAUAUAGCACCAUUGAAAGACGAUUACUUUGAUUUUCGAUCGGUCGGAGCCGCCAAUCUUUUGUUGGAUCCGGAUGAUCCCAUCCUCACUUCCUCCAAAGACGCUUCACCCAGUCCUACCAAGGCCAACAGCCACCGAGAAGAUAUAACGACUCCUUCUUUGUUGCAUAAAUCAUCCAAUUCCCAACUCCAGCGGUCACUAGGCAAUGCCAUCUUCUCUGUUACCAACGGAUGCAAGCCAGACGAUGAUAUCCUCCCUUUGUCAUCCACUGCAUCCAGUCAUCCGCUGGAUCGCGCAGCCGAUGACGCCAUGGAAAACCUUGCCAAAGUGCUGGCAGAAUCUACUGCCAUUGAUCACAAAAAUGAACGCCCGCGUCAAGGACUCGAAGCCGGUUCAGAACCGGCUACGUUCCCUCGCCCGCUGCCCAUGCCAGGUUCGCUGUCGACUACCAUUCGUCCGCCUCCUCGUACGCACAGCAUCUCAGCGUUGGAUCGUUUGGGAAUGGCCAAACCAAGUGACACGUCGGUCCCUUCUAAACUGACGUCGGUCCCCGAAUCCCAAUCCCCCCCUUCUCCUGCACGCACCAGCAACAGUAACAAGUCGUUAGGCGGAUUCUGGAAAUCGCAGACUUCUCGACGAGCAGCGGCGGCGUCCGCAGCCAGUAACAGCUCGACCGGUUUACCAACACUGCAGAUCAGUACAAGCACGUUACGUCUGCGUCGUGGUAGUCAAACACUGUCGCCAGAAUCCCCUCCUCGACAUCACAGUCGGACGGCGUCCAUCUCUUCCGAUGCCUCAACUGCUCCUCGUCGCGGAUCCAUUUUCUCCGCCUCGGUGCCUUCGCUUGUCCAAGGCGCUCUGAUUGCUCGAGAUAAAUCCACGCAAGGAUAUUUUGGAAACAGCUCCGAUGGCAACAAACCGAUCGAACCGUCAAGCUUCCUAGCCCCCAUUCCCACCAAAAUCACCGAAGGGAUCAGUCUGAUGAAACGGAUCGAACUCAGUAUGCUUGAAGGAGGUUACGUCACCGACCGACUGCACGCCCCCAAAGAGCUCUGGUAUCAAACCAAUAUCCGACUGCCGGCAAUGGAUACCAAAAUUACGGCUUGCGAACUGUUACUGAGCGCUCUGAAUCGUAUGCAAGCACGCAAGAAUUUUCAAAACGCCUCGGAAGCGAACAAGGAACUCAAAGCUUUGGAACAAACCCUCGAACAGAUCAAAUUUACCUUUGCGAAAAAAUUCGGAUUAUGCGAUGAUCCCGCUGAUAAAACAACCACCUUGUCCAGUCAAUCCAGUAACAAAACAUCUCAGACCAUUGCUUCUUGGAGCAAUCGUUUCUCAAAAUCCGUUGAACGCAUGAAGCUGGACACUUCAAAGUCAUCAGAAGAUCAAUACAACGUUUAUAUCCAAACCCUACUACGCUUGUUUGCUGCAGCUCAAGUACUAGAUGAUUGGCGGCUUCAUUACAUUGAUAUGCUCAAACGGAUCCCACCGGACAAAGCCAUGUCGUAUGAUCGGAUUUUGGUCAAGACGUUGACGUGCAAAGACACAAUGCAUAAGAUUGUCUGCGGUUUCGUCAUGCGUGAUUUUGCACGACUACUCAACAAGUGGAUAAAGCGAAGCCGAGAAUGGAUCGACGAUUAAUACUUUUAUCCCGUGUGCCAUAUAUACCUUGCAAUCUUCUUUUUUUUUAUUGCUUAUUUGUACAAUACGAUACUAUAUAUCACCGCAUAUAUGAAGAACAUAUAUGUUUCGUUAUAAUGACUAAAGAAGUUCCCUCAUGAA
Molecule: messenger RNA, 2377 nt
Organism: Radiomyces spectabilis
Lineage: Eukaryota; Fungi; Mucoromycota; Mucoromycetes; Mucorales; Radiomycetaceae
Exons: 6
Coding region: 176-2236 (686 amino acids)
Source: RefSeq, a predicted model, not a curated record